Molecule: messenger RNA, 4496 nt
Organism: Thamnophis elegans (Western terrestrial garter snake)
Lineage: Eukaryota; Metazoa; Chordata; Lepidosauria; Squamata; Natricidae
Gene: CRB2
Product: crumbs cell polarity complex component 2
Exons: 13
Coding region: 103-4470 (1455 amino acids)
Biological process (GO): Notch signaling pathway
Molecular function (GO): Notch binding; calcium ion binding
Source: RefSeq, a predicted model, not a curated record
UGGUCUUCUGGACUGGGGAUGCGGGUGGAAGUGGGCUAGGACAGAUCCUGCCUUGGCGCUGCUUUCAGUUGGAGACGUAACCUGGAGAUCUUCUCAGCUGCCAUGGAUUUUGGGGUGGCUCUGCUGGUGCUUCCCGCUCUCUGGCUUUGGGGAAAAGCCACUCCAGAACCAGCCAACUUUUGCUCCUCAGCUCCAUGUCACAACGGCGGGACCUGCAGAGAUCUGGAAAGUGGCUAUCAUUGCUUGUGCGCCCACAGUCCCCUGGCGCAUGUGGGAAGAGACUGUGAGUUGCUAACCGAGCCGUGCGAUGGACAUCCAUGUCCACCCGAGUGGAGUUGCAGCGGGACGCCUGGCUACCUGAAUUACACUUGUCACUGCGGAUCCGGCGUGUCAGAUGCCUCCUGCAGGUCCCAAGGGGACAAGUGCAAGACCAACCCUUGCCCUCAGCCCUUUGAGUGUGUCAGCCUCCAGGAUGGGUACGGUUGUCACUGCCAGAGUGGAAACCAUUGCCUACUGAGCGCUUCCCUUUGCCCGAGUGAACUUUGCAACAACGGCACCUGUCUUGAGAAUGGUGGGACGUAUACCUGCCUGUGUCCGGCUGGCCACACCGGGGCCCACUGUGAGGAGGAGGUGGAUGAGUGCUCCUCCAACCCCUGUCAGAACGGCGCCAUCUGUCUGGACCGCGUCAACGAGUACAGUUGCUUUUGCGUGCCCGGGUUCCAGGGCUACCACUGCGAAAUGGACAUCAACGAAUGCGCCUCCCAGCCUUGUCAACACAACGGCACCUGCCUCAACCAGAUGGACCAUUACGUUUGCCAGUGUCUGCCUGGCUACACAGGUGUGAACUGUGAUGUGGAGAUCGAUGAGUGUGAAUCCAGUCCCUGUUGGCAUGCUGGCACCUGCUCCGACCAUAUUGGCUUCUUCACCUGUUCCUGCAUGCCAGGCUACCAAGGAACCCAGUGUGAAGUGGAUAUUGAUGAAUGCCAAAGCCAGCCUUGUCUUAAUGGAGCUAUCUGUGAGGACCUGGUCAACAGCUACCAGUGUGACUGUCACAACACGGGCUUUGAAGGACAACACUGUGAGUUGGACAUCUUGGAGUGUGCUUCCCAACCUUGCCAGAAUGGAGCCCCUUGCUUGGAAGGACCUGGAUUUUACAACUGCUCUUGCUGGACAGGGUAUGUGGGAACACACUGCGAAGAAGAUAUAGACGAGUGUGCAACUCACCCCUGUCUCAACGAUGGAGAGUGCCUGGAACGCUCCAAUCAGAGCUACUACGGGAGAUACGUCGAUUUCCCCGAGCAGUUUAGCUACGAAGCAGCCGCUGGUUUCAUCUGUCAUUGUCAUCCCGGUUUUGAGGGCGAUACCUGCUCCGUGGACACCAAUGAAUGUGAAUCUGAGCCAUGUCAGAAUGGAGGGAGCUGCGUGGAUUUGGUGAACAGCUACCAAUGCGACUGCUUGCCUGGAUAUUCAGGGAUCGAAUGUGCCAACGAGAUUGAUGAAUGCGAAGACGACCCUUGUGAAAAUGGAGGCAGCUGCGAAGAUGCCGUCGCCGACUAUAUCUGCCGUUGCCUCUCCAACCCAGACGGGGUAGCCUGGGGCGGGAAGAACUGCUCUGUGGAGCUCACGGGGUGCAAGACCCACCACUGCCAAAAUGGGGCUGUGUGCGUCCCCACCUUCCAAUCGGAGGCCCAUGGCUACCUGUGCCAGUGUCCCCCUGGAUUUUAUGGGCCCACCUGCUCCACCCGAACCACCUUCUCCCUCACUGACAAUGGCUACCUCUUAAUCAACGCAUCUGCUGGGGAUCAUAAGAACACAAGUGAGCACGGAGCCAGGGUGGCUCUCCGAUUCCGGACCACUCUUCUCAACGGGCUCCUUUUCUACAGAGGCCACCAAACCGAGCACCUGCUCCUGGAACUCUAUGCUGGCCUUCUCCAGGUGAUGUUCUUGACUCAGGAGGCCAAUGUAUCAUUCACGCUGGAGUCCCCGCCGGUGAACGAUGGCCACUGGCACAAGGCAGAGGUCUCCCUUCAGGAGUCUCUUGAGUUCAGGUUGUGGCACGAAGCUUGCCAAGGAGGCAUCUGCCUGUUCAGCCAUCCCCUUGGCGAGACCACCCCUCUUCUGCCCUCCUUUCUGAAUAUAUACGUUGGAGGAGUUGAGGAGGCGUUGAUGAUCAACUGUACGGGACACUUCACCGGUUGCCUGGAAGACCUGCAGAUUGACUCCAAGAUACUCCUGCCAGAGGAGGUGGAAGGUCUACAGCUUCCCGGAUUUCAGCUGGGUUGUGAAAGGACGGAGUGGUGUCAAUCUCAGCCUUGUUCGCACGGUGGCCAAUGUAUUGACUUCUGGACAGACUUCCGUUGUCACUGUUCCCGGCCUUACGAAGGACACACUUGCUCCUACGAGUCACCACCUGCAACAUUUGGCCAGGACAAUUCUUCUAGCUUUGUCACCUUCGAGGUUCCUGACAGCCUCGGGCCCGACUUUAACCUCUCCUUUUUUAUCCGGACACGGAAGGCCAAUGGCCUCAUCUUCCAGAUCAGCAAUGAAAGCGAUGUUUUCCUUACGGUGUACUUGAAGGAAGGGAAGCUCCAGGUUGAAGCACCACCGGCUGCUUCGGUGGGGUCAUCUGGAAAUCUGGCCGAUGGCACCAGGCACUUCGUGGCACUCUCCUUCCACGAAGGCCUCGCUCGGGCCAGCCUGUUGAACAGAGAAGAAGAGCUGGGAGAACUGGCCGUCACCCUUCUUGCUGCCAAUUUUGAGAUUCACGUGGGUGGGCUCCCCCACCAAGAAAAACUGGAGGCCUGGGGAGGCCCUUUUAAAGGCUGCCUGCAGGAUAUCCAACUCAAUGACCACCAGAUGCAGUUUUUCCCUCCCCCAGAUAACGACAGCCUCCCACAGGACAUGUAUGUGGGGCAAAACCAGAACGUUGUUCCAGAAUGCCUCUCAGAUGAUGCGUGCAAGCCUUCUCCUUGCCUCAACGGGGGUCUUUGUACUGUCACCUGGAAUGACUUUAACUGCAGUUGCCCACCCAACUUUACAGGAAAAUGUUGUGAGGAGAAAGUCUGGUGCCAACAAGAUUUGUGUCCUCCACCUACCACUUGUGUGGAUGUCCCCUCUGGUUACAUUUGUCUGGCCCAUGCCACAUUUGACGAGCACGACGCGGUUGAAUUCAUGGCAAAUAGGUCCAUCACCAGAGCUCUUCACAGCCUCCACCUGGAUUUCAGAACGCGGGACAGUGAUGCCGUCUUGAUACAAGCCGUAGAGGAAGUAGACUCUCUUCUGGUGGCUAUUCAAAACUCUUCGCUCCUGGUUGAAAUCCGGAGUGGGAAUGGAGUGGAGGGAGCAAACUUUCUCAGGCCCGUGUCCAUCUCUGAUGGCUCCUGGCACACCCUCUCGUUGACCAUGGAAGAGCCCUUGGCUUAUUCAUCGAGGUGGCACCUCCAACUGGAUGAAUCCACCAAUACCACUCUCCUGGGUAAUGCCGGCAACCUGGAUUUCUUAAGAAGCAAAGCAUUUAUCGUCUUGGCUGAAAACUUCACGGGCUGCCUGGGACACGUAGACAUUGGGGGGCUGUUUUUGCCCCUGGCCAGCCACCCUUUUUACCCACAGCCAGAACAGUUCGUUCAGGUGUCCAGCAGGCCCCUUCGUCUGGGCUGCCAAGGAGAAGACAUCUGCUCUUCCAGUCCAUGUCAUCACGAAGGCUCCUGCUUGGACCUCUUCAACGCCUUCCACUGUGCCUGCCAGCCUGGGUGGGAAGGGCCGCUGUGUGAGGCCAACACAGAUGACUGUAAAUCCAGCCCGUGUCUUCACGGCCAGUGCGAAGACCUAUUGGGGGACUUCCAGUGCAUCUGUCAUAAGGGUUUCAUCGGGAAACGUUGCCACAUCAACGUAGAUGACUGUGUGAGGCACCAGUGCCAGAAUGGAGGGACCUGUGUGGACGACGUCUACAGCUACUCCUGCAAAUGCCCGCCAGAAUACUCUGGCCCCCACUGCGAGUGGCCCUUCCCCCCUGAACAAUGCGGCAAGAACUUCACCUGCUUGAACGGCGGCAAAUGUCUCAGUGGGCCUUGGGGAGCCAAUUGCAGCUGCAAGGAUGGCUACACGGGGGAAAAGUGCCAGAUCAACGUCAGCGACUGCGACCCCAACCCCUGCAAAAACGGGGGGACCUGCCAGCACGCCAUGAAUCGGUUCUGGUGUAUCUGUGGUGCCAACUACGCUGGGGAAUAUUGUGAUGUCAGUAGAGGGAGUCUCCCAGGCCAUGCCUUCCCCUUCCCCUUGGUUGAAGUGGCAGUGCCAGUCGUCUGCAGCUGCCUAUUUCUUCUCAUCAUCAUCCUCGUCCUGAUGAUCGUCACUGCCCGGAAAAGACGCCAGUCCGAGGGAACCUACAGCCCGAGCCAACAGGAAGUAGCCGGAGCUCGCCUGGAAAUGGACAGUGUCCUCAAAGUCCCUCCAGAAGAACGUUUAAUAUAAGCCACCAGGGGAUUUCACAAAGUUGG